Porites lobata is the source of this 2735-nucleotide messenger RNA. The record is from the annotation of a GenBank genome assembly. Lineage: Eukaryota; Metazoa; Cnidaria; Anthozoa; Scleractinia; Poritidae.
CUAUUUGAAGAACAGCAAUACACUUGCACGAAGGCCACCAGGUAGAUACGCAGACAUUCUCUGAGGUAGGUAAUUGUCACAUCUUUUCAACUCCAUGUCACAUUUGCCAGAUAUUUGCAUCAUGAAGGUAUGACUAUAAUUUAGCAAUACCGGUAUUUCUUAUGGGACUCAAACAUUCUUUUUGUUUUACAAUUACAUUCGUACCCAUAAGAAAAUAUAAAAGCAAAGUUCAGAACUUGCAUUAACAUUGUGAAGGUACUGUUUUUCUCCUUACAACCCCGUCUUUUGGUUUUCCAGAAUAAUACGAUGCAUUUCUUUUGAAAUUGUUUGAUUUAAAGUCAUUGCACUUGCAUAUUGACAGUGGAGUUUUUUCCGUACUGUAUUAAUGACAAUAUCAUUGUAUUGUCAUUGGUAGGUUCAAUCAACGCUUCACCAAGUGUUACGUAUCCUCAGUUCGAAAAGAUGACAAAAGAAAGCGACAGACAAAGUAUGCUGAGAUAACCACAACAUGCUCUACAAGUACCACAAUGACCUUCAAAUGUGAGUACUUACGUGAUUAGAAUGAUAUAAAUAAAUUGAUUGUAGAUAUCAGUUAAAUAUUAUCAUAACCUCUGGGAUUUCACAUAUGCAUAGUUUUCAGAAACAACAUUGAAACUGAUCAGGUUGUUCCUGGUUAUUACUAGCUUUAAAGCUACUUUUUUUUAGAUAAUAUAGUUCACUUGAAUUAGCGGUAGUAGUCACUUUUAUUUGUCUCCAUAGGUUAAACAAGUGUACAGAAACAAACAAUCCAUUAAUUAAGAAUUCAUUAAUAAGAAAUGCGUAUAUGGCUUUUCUAGUGUGAAAGACAAUGUUAUAUUCUUAGGAAGAAAAGACAAGUAUUAUCAUCAUAGAGCAAAAGCAAGGGAUUCCAUUGGAGCGAAAAGACAUGCUUCUGUUAUUCUUUAUGGAAUGGACCAAAGUAAACUGCUACUUCCUGUAUGAUGAGUACCACCAAAUCACUCAGUGGUGCUUGGAAGUUACGCAUACAUCUUACUGGCGUUCAGAACCAUGGAAAAGAAUGCUUGGCAUUUGUGGAUGUCUUCCAAUGGCCGCACAAUGCUACUUACCCUAUGAAUGGGGUGUUGAGAACAGGAAGACCAACGCACUACAUUCCCGACAAGUUAAAUCUGCAAAUGGACAACUGCUGGAGAGGCAACAAAAACCAGUUAUUGUGUUUCUUGCUCUACUCGUCAAGCAUAAAGUGUCUAGGAAGGUAUUAAAACAAGAAGUCUGUCGUUAUAUUUAUGCAAAAGUUUAUUUUGACUCUUCAUCCUUUUUGCCUGACGAUCUGUUUUCAAAGAAAGUCUCUAGUAGAUCUGCAGUCAAUCAAAUGGUUAUUCCAAGGCCCAGGUCCGAACUACGUAGACACUCCUUAUGGUACAGAAGACCUGUUGUAUAAAACUUUUUAAACAAAACUAGUAAUGUUCCUGACAAUGUAAACAGGUUUAAAAUCUCUGUGAAAAAAUCAAAGCUGACUUGGAGGCCUUUUCUUUCAAGAAAGAAGCAUCAGUAAUUGCAAUGAAAUCAAAGGAUUUUAACUGUUUUUAAUAUAAAUUUAGCUCUAUUUUAAAAUUAAUUAAUGAAAUAAUUGAAUAAUAUUGUUAAGUUCAUCUUAAUUUAAUUUUGUAAAUAGUUUUUACUUCCUCUCUGAAUGCUAUCUUUAUUUAUUUUUCUUAAUUACUUGGACUUUAGUCGGUCCACAUCAGCCUCUGCCAGCCCCUUGUACUCAAAUAAAGUAUGUAUGUAUGUUUGUAUGUAUGUGAUUUCUAAAGUUAAGUGUAUGUUGAGAAAGCAACUUCCUGGCUGAGCAGGAAAAUCAACCAGAUCCUUCAACCAGUAUUUACGAGCCAAAAAAUGGUGAUCUUAUAUCUGUAUCAUAGUAUCCAGAAUUGAGCAAGAUAAAUAUAUCAUCUAUCUAUCUUUAGUAUAUAUACACUGAGUGAUCUUGGUGUUUUAGGCAAUCUGAUUGGUUCGCUAUCUCGGGCUAUUCAACAAUAUUCACCUCCGAGCGAGUGGAUAAUGCAUAAUUCGUGAUCUUCAAACCAAAAGCAAAAUGGCGGGCCUAAACUCGCGCUUCGCUCAAUUUUCAGAAGCAGAAAUUUUACAAAUACAAGACGAGGCUGUGCCUGAGAAUACAAAAAAGGCAACUAAGUAUGGACUGAAAGUUUUUAAAGGUAAGAGAAGACUCCAAAGUGUUAAAAAGUGUUUCGGGUUUUAUUUUGCUGACAACUGCCAAUAAGUUUGAGUGACAUUCAUAACUCUUCACAUCAAAAAUUUGUUACAAUAUGAGUAAAUUCUUGGUGGAUUGAUUUUCCCAGCAAGAACAAUUUACCACAGAUAUAGAAGAGAUGAACAACGAGGAGUUAAAUAAAUGCUUGCAGAAAUUUUAUAUGUCUGCCAGAAAACAGGACGGAGGUUACUACAGUAAGGCAGCGCUUACCUCGAUCAGAGCCGCAAUUGAUCGGCACUUGCGCAACGAGCCACACAACAAGCCAUUUUCUAUAAUCAUUGACAGCCAGUUCACGGAAGCGAGCAAAGCUCUAAAUUCGUUUCUGAAAACUCUGAGCAAGUCAGGUCAAAUUUGUUCUACAGUCCAAAAACCCGCACUAACAACCGAAGCAGUUUCAAAGCUCUACGAAGCUGGCAAGCUAGUAGAUGCAAGAUGUCUCGAUCCACAAAAGCUGCAGCAAACAACG